UAAACAAAGACACUGAGAGUAGCGACGAGCUUCAUCGGCGGCGAUUUUUGAUCGGCCGUUACGAACUCCGAUUUCUCACUGAUCAUAAAAUCAGUUUUCAGAUUGGAUAAAAUGAAUUCGGAGAUGGAAGACGAUCCUCUCAUGGUUCAGAUUCUACCCGACCACCAAACAUCGCCGUCGCCGACUUACACUCUCACUAAGCCAAAACCCACGAAAUCGAUUUUCCUGGUGACCCUCGCUGCCUUCGUCUCCGUCGCUAUGACGUUGGGGUUAUUCUUCGUUUUCUGUUCAAUUCCUUUCUCCGUACUGAAUUGGACAUGUCCGUUCCGGUACAGCGUCGUUAUCGACGCCGGGAGUUCUGGGACACGAGCUCAUGUGUUCCGGUACCGGACCGAAUCCGGUAAACCGGUUUACGAUUUCGGUCCCGAGAAUUACGCUAGCUUGAAGCUGAGUCCCGGUUUGUCUUCGUACGCUGAUAAACCGGACGGAGCAAGCGUAUCAGUGGCUAAGCUUGUGGAAUUCGCCAAAGGGAGAGUUCCCAGUGGAAUGUUGAAGAAGAGUGACGUCAGGUUGAUGGCGACUGCUGGGAUGAGGUUGCUUGACGUAAGUGUUCAGGAAAAGAUUCUUCAAGUCACCAGAGGAGUUCUUAGAUCUUCUGGUUUUAACUUUCGAGACGAGUGGGCUUCGGUUAUCUCCGGAUCUGAUGAAGGUGUAUAUGCUUGGGUUGUUGCAAAUUACGCGCGUGGUUCGCUUGGAGGCGAUCCUUUGCAAACAACGGGGACCGUUGAACUCGGUGGGGCUUCUGCGCAGGUGACGUUUGUGUCAAGUGAGACCCUGCCUCCUGGUUUCUCCCGUAAGAUAACCUAUGGAGGUGUUGCUUACAAUCUCUACACUCACAGCUUCCUCCACUAUGGGCAGGAUGAAGCAGAAGAAGAUCUGUUGGAAUCACUCCGCAAAUCAGGGGAAGGAAUAGUCGCUGACCCGUGCACUCCUAAAGGCUACAGUUACAACUUCGACAAAAAUUCAAGCAGAUUAUCAGCAUCAGUUCAAGCUGCUGGUGAUUUUUCAAAAUGCCGAUCCCUUACAACCGCAAUGUUGCAGAAAGGAACCGAGAGUUGUGCUUAUAAUCAUUGUUCUAUUGGAUCAACAUUCACACCUCAUCUUCAGGGAAGGUUUUUGGCUACAGAAAAUUUCUACUACACCGCCAAAUUGUUUAAAUUGGAAGAAAAGGGUUGGCUCUCUAAACUGGUUUCAGCCGGAAAGAGUUUCUGUGGAGAGGAAUGGUCGAAACUGAAAGAGAAGUACCCAACAACUAAAGAAAAAUAUUUGCAUGGAUAUUGCUUCUCAUCAGCAUAUACUAUCUCAAUGCUUCACGAUAGUCUUGGUUUCGCUCUUGAUGAUGAAAGAAUCGAGUAUGCGGAUAAAGCUGGAGAAAAAGGCAUACCACUAAAUUGGGCAUUGGGAGCUUUUAUACUAAAUACUGCCACAGCUACUUCUGAUCACAUUGCCAAAUCUAGAAAAAUGCUUGUCUGAAGUAACGUAGCCGAAUGAUAUUGAUUUACUAUAAGUUAUCAUAUUUCCAAAAUGAUGUCAUGUAUUUGUAGUUUACGUUGAAUUUUUGAUAUCGUUUCCGUUUGUGAAAUAAAUUAGCUACUCGUAUUAUUUUUUGCGUAAACAAUUAUUUAAAUAUUAGAUGCUGUAAUUUAUCUUUCAUACAGCAAAAUAACACUAUUUA
This is a messenger RNA of Thlaspi arvense, 1735 nucleotides long. The record is from the annotation of a GenBank genome assembly. Lineage: Eukaryota; Viridiplantae; Streptophyta; Magnoliopsida; Brassicales; Brassicaceae.